Molecule: messenger RNA, 2106 nt
Organism: Cynoglossus semilaevis (tongue sole)
Lineage: Eukaryota; Metazoa; Chordata; Actinopteri; Pleuronectiformes; Cynoglossidae
Gene: angel1
Product: angel homolog 1 (Drosophila)
Exons: 10
Coding region: 55-2106 (683 amino acids)
Molecular function (GO): 3'-5'-RNA exonuclease activity
Source: RefSeq, a predicted model, not a curated record
UCCCUUCCUCCCCCACACAAGCAGUUCGCGCAUGCGUGAUGUUGGUGGUGAACCAUGAUUGGCAGCCUGUUAUUUUAUGCACUUUACCCUCUUUCGCGGUACCUAACCGCUGCUCGACGCUCAGAUACCUUACAGAAGGGUCUCCCUCCUGCAGAGGUUCAUGGCACAGCACAGUGGAACGGUGGUACUGUCACAACCAGGAGGUUCGCAGCACACUGUCAGUCAGCCGUACUGGAUCAGAAACUCGAUGCAACCAUUGCGGAUGUGGCAGAAACGAAAGAAAGGAUGAAAGACGGUAACAUUGAAAUGGAGCGAAGCAAAGAAGAACCACAGAGCGGCUCUGUGAAGAGCGACGCAGUAGAAGACAAACCAGAAGUUCUCGUAACGGAUGAUUUCGAUGAGUCUGGAAAUGGAAACAAGGAGGAUGCGACCUGUGUUCAAUCUGAGGACCUCGGCCCGGAACAAGCACUUGAGUUGCAGCUCAAANGUCUGCAGACAGAUGAGGCUACAGAGAAACAUAUCUGUUCAGGAUUAGCAAAAGUUCCAGCACAUGCUGUAGAGGAAACAGUAGUUCCAGCUGAAGACGGAACCCAAGAGACCAUUUGUCCAGUACAGAAAGAAGAAGAGUCGUCGUCGGUGAACGCAGCUGUGGAGGUGACGGAGUGUUGGGAUGAAUACUGGCUAACUUCUGAUAGUGACAAGGAGCAGGUUGGCGCUAACAGUUCUAGGCUAGUAUUUCCCGCUUUAAGUUCUAGCGACCAGAAUCACACCACAAUCAGCGAGCAACACAAUACACAAACGAGCUGGCACUUCCCUGCAGGACUAGGGUUGGCAGAGGAAGUCGAGUGCCCGCUGUGGCAAUUUCCUGUGGCGAGUUACUACCCUUCCAUGGAGUCCAUAGAACCAUUUGAAGUCAUGUGGAGAGUAUGGCAGAGAGCACCAGUGGAGGAGCCGGACCUGGUACCCUUUCCGUUCUCCAAGACGUCGAUGGAAUUCACUGUCAUGUCCUACAACAUCCUGGCUCAGGAUUUGCUGGAGACCCACGAAGAUCUGUACAUGCACUGUCCUCUGGAGGUGCUGGACUGGAACUACCGCUGCAAAGUGCUGCUGGACGAAAUAGUGAAAUGGAACCCAGAUAUUCUUUGUCUCCAAGAAGUUCAGGAAAACCACUACCAUGAACAACUGUAUCCAGUCCUGAGCCAGAUUGGUUAUACCUGCGUGUACAAGUGUCGCACCGGAGCCAAGACAGACGGCUGCGCCACCUGCUACAGAAGCUGCUGCUUCUCUGAAGUGUCCGUCUCACUUCUGGAGUUCUUCAGGCCUGACAUAGAGAUGCUCAAUCGACACAACGUAGGAAUAGUGCUGCUACUUCGUCCGUUGGUCGCCCAGGCGUCCGAAAGCAAGACCGCAAGCCCACUUCUCUGCGUGGGCAACACCCACCUGCUCUUCAACCCUAGGAGAGGCGACGUGAAGCUGGCUCAGGUAGCCAUGAUGUUGGCCGAGAUCGACAGUGUAGUCACGUCGGCUAAGGCUAAGGGUGAACACUGUAACGUUGUUCUGUGUGGAGACUUUAACUCAGUGCCACACAUGCCUCUGUACCAGCUCAUCACCACGGGAAACCUGUACUACCAGCACCUGCCAGCGUGGAUGAUAUCUGGUCAAGAGGACAUGUCCUAUAAAACCUAUUGCCACAGAUUGGCUGCUCCCCUGUGGCCCAGCUCCCUGGGCAUCACUGACAAAUGUCAGUACUCUACGGUCAAGAAUGUAUUUGAGAAUCAAAAUCCAAAGUCAGGUAAAAGGCAGUACAGUCACGACUUCAUGCAGCAGCUGCGUUUUUGUCCUGCUGCAUGUGUUCGCCCAGUGGAUCUUCAGCUGAUCCCAGGUGUGACCGACAACACACCAGAUGUUUCCUGGGGAAAUCCACCUCUUCAUACAAGUUUCAGGCACACACUCACUCAUCCCUUAGACCUGGAGUCGGUCUAUAAACACGUUCUUCCGGGAUCUGGCUGCCCAGAAGUUACAACACUGCACUCUGAAGUAGGAGCCACAGUGGACUACAUCUUCUACCAACCCCUCCUCCCCCCCGGCUCAAAAAGUUAUGAUUGA